Cydia strobilella is the source of this 481-nucleotide messenger RNA. RefSeq lists its product as uncharacterized. The coding region runs from base 88 to 456 and encodes 122 amino acids. NCBI's taxonomy places the organism in Eukaryota, Metazoa, Arthropoda, Insecta, Lepidoptera, Tortricidae. The transcript is spliced from 3 exons. The record is from RefSeq and is a predicted model, not a curated record.
CAAUGUCUAUUAAACCUAACCUAAAAAUCUUGAAGUAAAACAUAUGUUUUGUGUUAAAUUUAUUAUUUUCUAUUACAAAAAUAAAGCAUGUUGUAUGAGGCAUUUAUGGCGGGUACAUGGGCAUCGAUUGGAAGUACCAUAGGAAAAUUAACAGGCACAACAAGUAUAGUUGGCGACGGCUACGUGAUAUGGGCACUACUCUUAAUCCUGAUGGUAUUGGUCAACACGUGGGGCUGCCGGUACUACCUGCACUCUCUCGACGCUGCCGACAACUCCGCAGCACCUACAGUCAUCUCCGCCGCCUCCAGCUACGUGCUAUCGGGUUUCAUCGGGAUAUGUUUCUUCGGAGAGCUAUCUUCUGUAAGAUGGUGGGCUGGCGCCCUGCUUAUCGUUAUGGGACUUGCGUUGGUCGCCCGCUCUACGCCUGAAGAAAGCAUAGAAAAGAAAGACGAAUAACAAUAUAGGUGAGUAUUUCACCAUC